Molecule: messenger RNA, 3522 nt
Organism: Pan troglodytes (chimpanzee)
Lineage: Eukaryota; Metazoa; Chordata; Mammalia; Primates; Hominidae
Product: mismatch repair endonuclease PMS2
Biological process (GO): mismatch repair; somatic hypermutation of immunoglobulin genes
Cellular component (GO): MutLalpha complex
Molecular function (GO): ATP-dependent DNA damage sensor activity; ATP hydrolysis activity; mismatched DNA binding
Source: RefSeq, a predicted model, not a curated record
GGCCGCGGCGCGCAUGCGCGAACACGCACACAGAGAGGGGUGCACAUGCGCAGGAAUGCACCGGAAGUCCGCCUCCCGGGACCCACCGCCGGUCCCAGGACAAAUACCGUGACUGUAUUUCCCAUGAGCCUACGCGCUCCCCAAAUUUAGGAGCCGUCUGAAAUGUCUCUAUCUGGUCUAGCGGUUAAGAGGCUCUAUGCUAAGAGAAUUGGCAACCCCGAACCCCAGACUCAAAUUUCUCCUUAGUUUAAGGGAACGUCUUCAUGGGGAUGGCUUGACUAUCUUUAAGGGAACGUCUAGAAAGUCUCUGCUUCAUGUAGCAUCUCGUACACCAUGACCGGGCCAGUCCUGCCUUACCCGAGAGCUCAAGGCUUAAAAUCAAUGUCCAUGUGCAACCGUGACAAAUGGAACAAGAGGGUGCAUCAUGCUAGCUUAUGAUCACAAUGACACAUUUAACGAAAACUUCAGUAAAUAGAGCCCAUGGAUGAAAUAAUAGAGGAUUAGCCUGGGACAGGAUACCAUCCUCGCCCCAACAAGGAGAAAAAGAAUUCCAGCUUUUCCAAAUCACUUUGAAUUAGUGAUAGCUAGAAAACUCAGAGAAUAUGUACAGAAUUGAAAGAAGAAAAAAAUUAGCCAGAGCUCUACUUCCUGAAGAGGAUGAGGCAAGCAGAAAAAGAAAUUUGCGUUUUAAUGGAAAACGAAGCACAUUUAGAAAGCCAUGUUACUUGAUUCCAACCCUGUUCAUUAUCUUUGAGGUUUUCCAGGUCUUUGCAGAAGUCCCUGAUGGAAUCACAUGACUGAGCCAGGAAAACCUCAGGACUGGAGUGCCUCAUGAACGGUUGAAGCCCAGGUGAAUCUUUUCUUGGCUCCCAGGAAUGAGUCCAAAGUGCCAGUAGAAAUUUGCUGGCUUCUCAUUUUUCAGUAAUUUCCCCAUUUACCAAUCCUGUGUUUUACUUUUGUUUGCAUUUGUUUACAUUGCUAGCAUCACUGAUUGGGACUUUGUUUGUUUUUGUUGUUUCAAGGCAAAGUCUCACUCUGCCGCCCAGGCUGGAGUGCAGGGGUACGAUCUCGGCUCACUGCAACCUCUGCCUCCCAAGUUCAAGUGAUUCUCCUGCCUCAACCUCCUGAGUAGCUGGGACUAUAGGUGCAUGCCACCAUGCCCGACUAAUUUUUGUAUUUUUAGUAGAGACGGGGUUUUUCCAUGUUGGCCAGACUGGUCUCAAACUCCUGACCUCAGGUGGUAGACUCGCCUCAGCUUCCCAAAGUGGUGGGAUUACAGGCGUGAAGCACCGCGCUGGGCUAGGAAUUUGGUUUUAUGGUCUGAUCACAUGGUGAUCUCUGUAAUGAGAUUAAUGUUUGCAAAGACCUAAUCUCUGUUGGGUGAGAGACAUCAGAGUCUGAUUUGUUAUUCUAUUUCUCUGUCUAUUUUGAGCUGAAAUCAAUUAAGAAUUUCAUGCCCACUGGGAGGAGAAGAGCUCUUUCAUAUCUGGAAGGACGUGCCUGCUUCCCCUUUGCCUUCUGCAUGACUGUCUGUUUCCUGAGGCCUCCCCAGCCAUGCUUCCUGUACAGCCUGCAGAACUGUCUACCAGCCACAGUCUCUGCACGUUUCCAAGAGCAGCAGAAAAUGAACACAUUGCAGUUGCAAAGCCUCAUUCCUUUUGUUCAGCUGCCCCCUAGUGACUCCAUGUGUGAGGAGUAUGGUCUGGGCUGUUCGGAUGCUCUGCAUAAUCUUUUUUACAUCUCAGGUUUCAUUUCACAAUGCGCACGUGGAGUUGGAAGGAGUUCAACAGACAGACAGUUUUUCUUUGUCAACCGGUGUCCUUGUGACCCAGCAAAGGUCUGCAGACUCGUGAAUGACGUCUACCGCAUGUAUAAUCGACACCAGUAUCCAUUUGUUGUUCUUAACAUUUCUGUUGAUUCAGGUAACUUAAUAAAAAUGCAUGCAGCGGAUUUGGAAAAGCCCAUGGUAGAAAAGCAGGAUCAAUCCCCUUCAUUAAGGACUGGAGAAGAAAAAAGGGAUGUGUCCAUUUCCAGACUGCGAGAGGCCUUUUCUCUUCGUCACACAACAGAGAACAAGCCUCACAGCCCAAAGACUCCAGAACCAAGAAGGAGCCCUCUAGGACAGAAAAGGGGUAUGCUGUCUUCUAGCACUUCAGAUGCCAUCUCUGACAGAGGCGUCCUGAGACCUCAGAAAGAGGCAGCGAGUUCCAGUCAGGGACCCAGUGACCCUACGGACAGAGCGGAGGUGGAGAAGGACUCGGGGCACGGCAGCACUUCCGUGGAUUCUGAGGGGUUCAGCAUCCCAGACACGGGCAGUCACUGCAGCAGCGAGUGUGUGGCCAGCACCCCAGGGGACAGGGGCUCGCAGGAACAUGUGGACUCUCAGGAGAAAGCGCCUGAAACUGACGACUGUUUUUCAGAUGUGGACUGCCAUUCAAACCAGGAAGAUACCGGGUGUAAAUUUCGAGUUUUGCCUCAGCCAACUAAUCUCACAUCCCCAAACACAAAGUGUUUUAAGAAAGAAGAAAUUCUUUCCAAUUCUGACAUUCGUCAAAAGUUAGUAAAUACUCAGAACGUGUCAGCCUCUCAGGUUGAUGUAGCUGUGAAAAUUAAUAAGAAAGUUGUGCCCCUGAACUUUUCGAGUUCUUUAGCUAAACGAAUAAAGCAGUUACAUCAUGAAGCACAGCAAAGUGAAGGGGAACAGAAUUACAGGAAGUUUAGGGCAAGGAUUUGUCCUGGAGAAAAUCAAGCAGCCGAAGAUGAACUAAGAAAAGAGAUAAGUAAAACGAUGUUUGCAGAAAUGGAAAUCAUUGGUCAGUUUAACCUGGGAUUUAUAAUAACCAAACUGAAUGAGGAUAUCUUCAUAGUGGACCAGCAUGCCACGGACGAGAAGUAUAACUUCGAGAUGCUGCAGCAGCACACCGUGCUCCAGGGGCAGAGGCUCAUAGCACCUCAGACUCUCAACUUAACUGCUGUUAAUGAAGCUGUUCUGAUAGAAAAUCUGGAAAUAUUUAGAAAGAAUGGCUUUGAUUUUGUUAUCGAUGAAAAUGCUCCAGUCACUGAAAGGGCUAAACUGAUUUCCUUGCCAACUAGUAAAAACUGGACCUUCGGACCCCAGGACGUCGAUGAACUGAUCUUCAUGCUGAGCGACAGCCCUGGGGUCAUGUGCCGGCCUUCCCGAGUCAAGCAGAUGUUUGCCUCCAGAGCCUGCCGGAAGUCGGUGAUGAUUGGGACUGCUCUUAACACAAGUGAGAUGAAGAAACUGAUCACCCACAUGGGGGAGAUGGACCACCCCUGGAACUGUCCCCAUGGAAGGCCAACCAUGAGACACAUCGCCAACCUGGGUGUCAUUUCUCAGAACUGACCGUAGUCACUGUAUGGAAUAAUUGGUUUUAUCGCAGAUUUUUAUGUUUUGGAAGACAGAGUCUUCACUAACCUUUUUUGUUUUUAAAUGAACCUGCUACUUAAAAAAAAUACACAUCACACCCAUUUAAAAGUGAUCUUGAGAACCUUUUCAAACCA